GAUGGCCCGUUAGUCUUGUCACAUCUCGUGAAUGUGCAGCAUCCGUGCGUGCGUACCGGGCGAGUGUUCGAGAUUUUCGGUUGCGCGACCCCUGUGCGGCAGAUCGCGGUGAAGAAAAUACGGAAAACUACGGAAUUUAGGUGGAUGUUGGGAGGAUUUAAACUUGGGGCCGUUUGCAAAUUACGUAAUUCGAGUGUUUUUAGAGGUUAGGUUGUAUCAAAGUGUGUCGGUAACUAACAAUUUACGGGGUUGAAGAGGAUUUCGGAAGAGGCCAGAAGAAUCUCAACGAAGAUAGUCAGCAAACUGCAAUAACACGACGAUCAAUGUUGCGUAAUUUUAAUGCUUAUUUCGAUUCGUUCCGAGAGUGUGUUGUGAUCUAGUGUGUGACCUGGAGUUCCGGAGGAGGUUGGGUGUGGUGUCAAGCCGGAAGAGAAUGGCAAGAAAUAUUACCUAGUCGGUUGGUUCUGACACACGAGUCUUUGUCAUUGGGAAAAGUUUCGCGUCUCUGUGAGCGAGACUGUGUGUUCUCUGGAAAAGAAAAAUAUACCCCAAAAGAAAGCAUACUAAUGUAAUUAUGGCCAAGUGCGACGACGAGAAGGGCGUCCCAGCUGCUGCCGUGCUCCCCCCCUCUGCCUAGAGUUUCGAACCCACCGAAGAUGAACAAGCAGAAGAAGCAUUAACGACCAGCAGCAGUUCCAACGGCAGUUCCGAUGCCCAUUUGCGAUAGUCUCCAGUCGCUGAAGAGGAUUGAGCGUAGUGUUCUGGCGUAAAAGUGGCCCAGUGUGUUGUUUAUAGUUGUUGUUGCUUUUGCUGCUGCUGUUGCUACAGUUUCCGAAAGAAGUGUCAUACGGUACACAUACACGGUGGAGCACGUGUGUGUUUGUGUGCGAGAACGCGUCGCGUCGAUUGCAAUCUAGAUUAACUUGGCCCGACCUGACUUUGGUCUGCCAGCGAGUUUCGAACUUUACACCUGCUGAUCUGAUGAACCUUCCCUUCCCCAUCACAGCACCUUUUUAACAAGAGGCCAAUCUCAGGAGGUAGCAGAAAAAGUGUGGAAAUCGAGUACAUUUCCUUCCACGAAAGUUGUAUUUUCCUGGAAAACAGAGCAGAAGUGAGUAAGUAAAAAAAAAUAAGACCAGAUAAACGAUACUCGAAAGUAUCCGCAAAAUACGAGCAGGGUUGUGAAGUGAAAAAAAAGUUAAAUAAAAAAAAAGGAAAGAAAAGGGUGCAAGUUUUUUUUUCAGUUGUAAGUUUAAAGGUGAGAAUAGGGAGGGAAAGAUAGUGAAGUAAAAAGUAGUGAAAAUUUACAAGAAUAAAAAACAUCUGGUGAAAAAGAGGAAAAAAGGUCACGAAGCAAAAAGCCACCUGCUGACAUCGUGCGCGUCGUCGUUUGUUGAUUAAAUUUAAGCUCCAGAAAAAAAUGUUCAUCAGUUGAACGCCGUCAGAUAAAGGCAGUUGCAGCAACAAAAAAGAAUCCCAGAAAAUCAUAAGAUGACUUCAACUUCCUCCUCGACACCGUCGCCGUCUUCAGCGUGCUCCUCUACUGGAAGCAUUUUCCGUGGCACGAUUUUCCUCACAGCAGCGACUAGAAGAAGAGCCAGCAGCAGCAGGACUUACGCUCGAGAGGAACAGCAGCCAGAGGAGCAGCACCCACCACAACAACGGCACAGCCACCCACAACGGUCCAGGAGGAGGACGGGGGUCAACACGGAGGCCAUUAUGUCCAAGAGGAGGAAAAUUGUUUACGGCUGGUUUAAUUUCAUCUUUCUGUGCGGGAUUAUGCUUGCCGCCCAGUUCACUAGUGUACAUAGUCUAAAGGAUUUGAAAAUCUUUGUCCCGGACGCCGUCAUCAUGGGCAACGCGGCCACCCUGUCGUGUCAGUUUGAGCUUGAAAAGGCAUCCCUCUACUCCGUUCGGUGGUACUUCGAGAGCGAAGAGUUCUACCGUUACGUCCCCAAGGAGUCACCGCCGGCGCGGACCUUUCCGGUAUCUGGCAUCACUGUCGAUAGCUCCCAAUCGGACGCGACCUCGGUGACGCUGCGCGGCGUGACCCGCGACCUGACCGGCCAGUUCCAGUGCGAGGUGUCGGAGGACGCGCCACUUUUCCACACCGAUAUCCGGCAGGCCCGCAUGCAGGUGGUCGAGCUGCCCAAGCAGGACCCCCAGAUGCAGCUGGAGAAGACGCACAUCACGACGCUGGACAACUUCCGGGCCGUCUGCACCGUCGGGACGUCCUUCCCGCCGGCCAACAUCACCUGGUUCAUCAACUCGAAGAAGAUUCACCGUUCGCCGUACCAGCGCAUCACGUACCGGUCGUUCGAGGGCACGCCGACGUUCUCCUCGCUGGACAUGUACCCCCACAGCCAGGUGCUGCAGGACAUCUACCAAACGAUGCCCCCGUUCCAGACAAGCCUAACGGUGAUGUGCGAGAUAUCGAUUCUGCACAUCUACACCAAGAGCGCCCAGCAGCUGAUCAUCGUGAGCGACCUCGUGACCACGAUCAGUCCGAACCUGCUUGGCCUGGACGGGUCGAACAACCGUCGGAAGGGCCCGAAUGGCGAUCCGGACAAUUCGGCCCUCACGGACAAUGGUUCGGCACGAGCCAGCACCAUCUGGUGGACGAUAGUGGUGGCCACCGUUGUUCUGAGCUUGGGAGUGCUCGACCCCAGAGUGCACCACUGGUGACCUGCUAGCCCUGCGCAAAGACGUGGUUUGUAAAUAAAACUCAAUACAAAACUGUGCACGUACUUAUACUAUUAUACUUAAUAUAUGCAACACACUCACACUCACUCACACACUAUCACUACACUGUCAUUCGAAGAUGCGCAGAAUACACUCAACCAAACGACAGUCAAACUUAGCGAUGACUCAAACCAGACACAACAACUGCAAAGAAACCAACAAAAAUACUAUAUUUAUACAGAAUGAAAACCAUUUAGAACAUAACAAAAAAAAACGCUGUUAUAAUGUACUUGUAAAAUAUAUGUAUUUGAGCUUUUUACUAACCGUAAACACUCUACAUAGGCGUAUUCUCCGAUUGCUUCACCUUGAGACAUGAAAGUGGUCAAAACUGAAUCAGUUGGAGGAACUGUUUGGAUUUGAGAGUCUUCCCAAACACUUCUUCUUCACAACUUCACAGCAAACAAGUAAUAAACAAAAAUACCGUGAUAGAACGCUCUGUCACGAACCCUCAAUCAAAAUAACAGCUGCAAAUCAACAAUAAAAAAAUGUUGAGUAGAGUAAAAAUCAAUUAACGAAACAGAUAAAAUGUGCCAGAGUCGAGUGGCCAAAAAGAACGGUUUGUGCACAAUCGGAAAAUAGUUAGUAGUGAAAUAGUCACUACCGGAAAAAAGUCAAAACAACAGAAAAGGUGAGAAACGCAACAUGAAAACAGAUAAAAAUUGCAUAUAACAAAAUAACAAAAGCUAUAUAUGAUGUUAGUUUGAUAAAUAAAGAAAAACAACUAGGUUGAUACUGGAUAAUAAAAUAAUAUUAGCGAAUAAAUGAACAGCCAGCAAAUAAAAAAAUCGCAUCUUUUUAUAAAUGUAUUAUAAUGCAAACUGACUGGAAAAACAAAAACAAAUCCAUGAAAAAUAUUUCCACACAAGGGAUGCUGCUCACAGGGCGUUGUAACGGAAAGUAAAACAGCACAACGCAAAUUUGUGUUAGAUGACACCGCGAAACAUUCAGCUGGAAGUAUCGAAAAUAGAAUAAUUAAACGUACUGAGAAUUUGUGACGUAAAUGGGCACGCACCGUGCUGAAAUGCUUGUUACAGUGAAGGACGGUGUAAGUGUAAGUCGUUAUCUGAUUUUAGAAGAGGAGAAAUUUACGUUGCCUUGUAGAUAUUUUUGGAAAGAAAUUCUUUGCAUUAGCUGUUUAUUUUUAAAUGGUUUGUAUUAAUUUAAACUAUGCCUUUCGUUAAAGUGUACUAAUCUCAACCUGUAUGGAACUUUUGAAGCAAAAAAAAAAACGAAAGAUAAUAAAAGAAAUUGCAAGUAGUAGUGAAAUUAAGAUAGCAGAAAAAACAUGUUAAGUUAUUCUUUUAUACAUGCAGAAAAGCGCUGAAUCUAUUAACCAUAAAUCGAUAUAAAUUACAAGAAACAUGGUAAAAUAAUUGAGCAAAAGUUAAAAAAAAAAACAUGUAUAACAGAAAGAAGCAGAAGACGAAAGAAAGUGUUUGAAGAAAAACAAAACAAACCUAAAGUUUUCAACAA
This is a messenger RNA of Culex quinquefasciatus (southern house mosquito), 4215 nucleotides long. RefSeq lists its product as uncharacterized. The record is from RefSeq and is a predicted model, not a curated record. The transcript has 8 exons. The coding region runs from base 1492 to 2685 and encodes 397 amino acids. Lineage: Eukaryota; Metazoa; Arthropoda; Insecta; Diptera; Culicidae.